Molecule: messenger RNA, 4287 nt
Organism: Paramuricea clavata
Lineage: Eukaryota; Metazoa; Cnidaria; Anthozoa; Malacalcyonacea; Plexauridae
Source: the annotation of a GenBank genome assembly
UAUAACAUCAUAUGCUAUCAUUAGAAUAGGAGAAAGUAAAUAAUAAAAUAAAUACUUUGAAAUAAUGAAAAAGAAACGGAAUCUAAACAUGUUUAACCAAAUUUUCAAGCGUGAAAUUGGACUGCAUAACCCAAGGAAGCUUGCCGAAUUGAAAAAGACUGAAAGAAUACUCUCUUUGCAACUGAGUUCAGAAAAAACUUUUCAGGAAGUUCCUGGGGAUUUAAAUACUGGCGGUGUCAAUUCGCUUUCACUUUCUCCAGAUCUGUUUGGGAGGCGGUAUUUGCUCUCUGCAACAUCAAGGGGCACUAUAGCGAUUCACGAUUUGAACACUAGGGAUGGGGGAGUGUGUAAGAUAAUUGCACAUCUUCAUCCAGGCGAACCACCCAUGCAUAGUCGGAAUGUCGAAACUGUUAGUUGGUACCCACACGACUCUGGGUUAUUUUUGUCCAGGUAAAAUAUUAAGAUUAUCCUAAUGUUUAAAAUUUUGUAAUAAUAUGUUGAUCAGAUACAAGCACUGAAUUGUCUUCAUUCUGUUCUAAUAUAUAGCUCAGUGGACUGUAGUAUCAAAGUAUGGGAUACUAACGCAAUGCAACCUGUUGAAAACUUCACCCUACAAGAUAUAAUCUACCACCACCAAAUGUCACCGGUUGCUACAUCGCAUUCUCUAGUUGCUGCAGCUUGCCGAGAUUCACGAGUAUACCUUGCAGACCUACAAUCUGGUUCGGCAACGCACAUUCUUAAAGGGCACAAGAAAUCUGUCCUGUCCUUAGCCUGGUCUACCAAGGAUCCAUUCAUACUUGCAAGCGGUAGCAGUGAUAACAGGGUGUUACUUUGGGAUAUUCGGAACGCCUCUGGUGCUGUUCUUGGGUUGGACCAACAUAACGGUAAACAGACUUCUGAAUUUGCAAAACACAAAACUGCACAUAAUGGUCAUGUUAAUGCAAUGUCUUUUACGUCAAAUGGGUUACACUUGGUUACCUAUGGUACGGACGAUCGGCUCCGGUUAUGGGAUGUGACAACUGGUCGAAACUGCCUAGUUAACUAUGGGCGUAUUGCUAACCGCUGCAAUAAAGGAGUUCAAAUAGCUGUAAGCGACACUUCACAAGAGUUGGCAUUCCUACCCACUCUCAGUGAUCUUCUAGCAGUUGACAUACACUCUGGUAAACAUGUUAUGAAAUUAAAAGGACCUUAUCGUAGUGUUAAUUGUUGUGUGUAUGAAGAGAACUAUCAGGAACUGUACAGUGGCUCAAAUGACACGUUUAUUCUAGCUUGGCAGCCUCAGAGAAGGGUGGUUGAAAGUCUCGAAAGUUCAUCCGACACAGAUGGUGACCUGAGGACUAAACAUGGCCCUAAUAUAUACCAAGACACAUGGAGUAGUGAUGAAGAUUGUUAAGUUUUGUCUUUAAAUGAAGGACGAUUUAACAUCCUGUGCCGUGACAGUAACCAACAUAAAGGAUCUGAAGGCUCCCACUUUUCAUUGGAUUGACAAUGACAUUGAAAUAAAAAAUAUAUCACCUUGAAUUUAUGUCUAAUUGUUUUCAAUUGUUCAUAUCUUGAGUUUACAAGUUAUUCAGAAUUUGCUUUUCCUUAUGUCUCACACAUUCUACUACAAUCCAUCUAAUCUGUUACACCUUUACUUAUAAUAACACUACAAAAUUUUUAGGCUGUAUACAGUACAACUUAUCUAGUUACUAGCUAUUUUUGACAAAAAAUUCACUAUGGCAUGCAAUUAAUUAAAACACAAAAAAAUUUUACAUAAUAAAAUUUGUAUAAUUAUACUACAAUAAUCCAACACUCAUCAACUUUAAUCCUUAUUUGGUACUACAAAAAGAGGUUGUGAAUAUUCAUUUAAAGUGCCUGCAUGAACGGUAGCCAUGACACAACUGUUCUUACAAGAUGUCCUCACAACCAACUUCUGCCCAGAGAUUACAUCAACCUUCUCUUUAAACAUUAUAACAACUUGAUUAAAAUGACAGCCAGUUUCUGGGUCUGUGCUCACCGUUUUUCCUUCUGUAUAGCCAAGGUUGAACCAAUACAUCAGACCAUCAGCCUUUCCUUGUUUCGAUGCUGUCAUGUGUGUAUCACAUGUCACAUUCAAGAGGGAAAGUAAGGAAUCAUCAUCAUGAGGUUUCAUAAAAUCCAAUGUUAGAAGUAGUGCUGGAUCAGACAGUGAGACAAAGGGGUUGCUUUUGACAUCAAAAUCAAUUUGGUUUUUGACUCGAAAAGUGUUGAUAAAACCUGCAAAAUAACAAAAUUAGCAUUUUGUAUCAUGGCAUAAAUAUAUCAACACAAUGAGUGACUGGAUGGCAUGGAGAACAGUGGCAUUUUCCAAACAAUGGAAAGACAAUGGGACAUUUGGAUCACUGGAUGGAUGAUAUACUAUUGCUACUAAUAAUAAAGACAAUGACCUGCAAUGUCAAGGCCUAAUGUGACAUCAUCACUAGUCACAUGACUUUUCUGACAUAAUGAUCUAGAGCUGAUCAACAUUCCCCAGACUUCAAUCUUUCUCGGCAAGACUAUCCCAACAUCCUUAGGGAGCACACAUCCUUUGGCAAGCACAAUAUCUUCGACCACUCCUUGCCUCAGCUGCCCGCCUGGUUCGAUAGGGUCGAUUAUCAGGACGCCCCAGCCUUCGGUUCCAGCUAGCACUUCAAGGGGCUUGUCCAUGAAACGAAGGCUUCCUGAGCAUUCCCUCUCACCAGCUAGUGUUUUCAAACACUGCAUAAAAUUUGUGUCAUUGGUGAUGCAAACAACGGGUGAAAGUCCUGACCAUAAUGCAAACAAUGGAUUGAAAGUCAGUGAACUGCAUAGCACAAUGCAUCCCAGGGUUGAAUAGUUGGUGGAAGAUAAUUUCAGCUUCUCAAAAGCAUCCGAGAGUGCCUCAUUGCAACUUUCGGUUAAAUCAGCAUCAUUUAACUUGCUUAUAUCUUGAUAAGGCAAUGUGAUACUUUCACUUAAUUCAACAUCAUUCAACUUGUUUAGCUCUUGAUAUGGCAAAUUUGUACUAGUAUUAUGCUUACAGCUUGCUGGAACAGCGUGACCGCUUUCAACAUCAUUCAAUUUGCUUAGUUCUUGAGAAGACAAAAUACCAUCAACCUUAGGAGAUGGCUGAAUAGACUGACUUCUAGUAAUGUCCAGAACGUCCAGACAUAUUGCACUGCUUGUCAGUCGGACAUUCAAUAUGACUUCAUCACUGGCCUCAACAGUUUGUUCACCUUCUGAGAGUCGGCAUGGAUAGACAGCCUGUUCCCAGCAUACACUAUGACCUGGAGCACUCGACAAAGUUUCCUGAGCAUCCAACCUUAGUUCAAACCACACCAUAAUAGCAUCUAAACAGCCUGAUCUAACAAUUGAAACAUUAAGGUUGUCCUUAGAUUCUUCCAUGUAGUUCUCAGGUGUUUGGAAAUCAUAAGUUGUUAUGUGGAAAGGAUUCGAUAGAGUCACAUGGUCAAUACAGCUCAUCUCUUCAGUUGUGUAAGGCUCUUCACCUUUUUCAGAAAUUUCGGCACCUCGGAUAUGGACACUACUUACAUCAUGGCUAAAAAUAGCCUGCUUUACUUGGGAAUAAUUUCUGAUCUUCUCGCAUUGGAUUAGCUGCCCAUACACAAUAGCUCCCUUGGGAAUAAUUUGAGCUUUCAGAUUGGCUGCUAAAAGCUCAUGUUUUGCAUGGGUUAAUGUACUUAUGAUUCCCUCCCCUAGUAAACCGCAAUCUAAGGUCUCGGUAACAAUCAGUGAGACUUGCCCAGGCAGGUCACCAGGUAUUGUCAAAUCAUGUGACUUCUUGUUAAUCACAUGGACAGAAUCUUUCAUCUGAUUGGCUGACAGGAUAUCCAAUGAAAGAUCAUACAUUGUUUUGGACAUUUCACAAGCGUACACUUCUUUGGCACCAGACUGGACUGCAAACAUGCUUAAAAUACAUGUUCCACUACCAAUAUCUAAGACUCGACCACACCCAUUUUUCACAGCACGAUCUAUAGCAUUCCUAUAGGCUUGAUUUCGUUCCUUGUCAUUAAGCAUCCGAAAGUGCCAUCGUUCGACAAGCACGUUUGCAAUAGAGUCUAAGUUCUCCUCGGCACUGCUGAGCUGUGGAUCGAGCUUUAGUGCCUGACGGAAGUGGACAGCAGCCUCGUCAAACAGGUUUAACCGGAACAGGGUGGAGCCAACAUUGUUUGCAAUUUGGGCCGACUUCGGGAAAAGUUUGCAAGCUUCUUCUAAGCAUUUUACCAAGUCUUUCAAUUUGCCAUUUUCUGCUAGGAUACUGCUCCAGUUUUUCAGAGCGAAUAGAAA